Astyanax mexicanus (Mexican tetra) is the source of this 6034-nucleotide messenger RNA. RefSeq names its product pecanex 4 (gene pcnx4). The transcript has 13 exons. Gene Ontology annotation, cellular component: membrane. Lineage: Eukaryota; Metazoa; Chordata; Actinopteri; Characiformes; Acestrorhamphidae. The record is from RefSeq and is a predicted model, not a curated record. The coding region runs from base 199 to 3912 and encodes 1237 amino acids.
GCGGCGCCAUUCUAUGGAGCUCAAUGGGAAACAGCAGCAAUGGGCGCCUCAGCGAAGGUGAAGAUAAACAUGAAAACACCUCACAGACUUCAGACUCCUCACAGCGAGAGAUCAGCAGGAAGGUGCUGAAGAUGGUGGCAGGUAUUCCAGGAGGGCUGGGGAGAUGACCGUGCCUUAUCCCGCUGCGCUGCGAACAUCAUGGGCCCUGACGUCCCCCUGCUCAAUGACUACAAGCAGGAGUUUUUCUGGAAGCGCUUCCCUCAGACUGUGCUGGGGGGGCCGAGGCUUAAGCUGGGCUACUGCGCCCCCCCAUAUGUCUACAUGCAUCAGCUGGUGCUGUUCCUGACACCAUGGCUGCUGGGGGGUGUGGGCACCCUGCUGUACCAGCUGAGAAUGAUGGACGACACUCAUGCGGGCAUCUUGUCCGGGGCACUUAUGCUGGGGGCUGGCGCCACCCUGCAGACCUUGGCCCAGUGCGUGGCACGAAGGACGGGGACGGUCCAGAGGCUUCCAGCUGCCAGGAUGUUUGUAGACAAUAUCCUGGCAGACGAGGAGGAGGUGGAGUUCACCCACUGUGUGGCUCCAGAGACUGUGCGCUUCGUGGUUCCGGGGAAAAGGUUCAUGGUGAACGUGGUUCUGCACACGGUACUCGCUGGCGUGCUUUGCGGGUUUGGUACGUGGUACCUGCUGCCUGAUAGGCUGAGUGCAGUAUAUGGAGACUCAGGUGUGGGUCUGGGCGCAGUGGUGCCUGUGUUUGUGCUGAGCUGGGUGACGCUGUGCAUUGGGGAGUAUUCUCUUAUUGUCAACACGGCGACAGAGACGGCCACCUUCCAGCCUCAGGACACCUACGAGAUCACACCCCUCACAAGACCACUGUAUAUCCUUGCCUUCAUCGCUGUGGACGUGGCAUUGAGGUGUGGUGGAGGGGGUGUGGCCGAGCUACAGGUGGCUAGCCAGGUACUACAUGUGCUGUUUGUGGCCCUGCCAGUGCUGUGGGCUCUGGGCAUGCUCUCUCCUGUGGAUGCACUGCUGCUGUGGGCCAUGGAGCAGAUCCUGGUGCACGGACUUGGGGGGUCACCCAUGGCCACCAACCACAGGCUGGUGGUGAUGUUCCUGUCGUCUGUGUGCGUCGCUGUCUCCACGUUCUUCAUCCCCUCCUCCCUCGCUGUGGUUCUCUUCACCGUCGCAAUGGGUUACAUCCUCAGUCAGGACCUCACCCAGGUCACAGCGCUUUUUCGAGGCAAAAAACAUGACCCACCAACACUCAGUCUGGGCUGGUUCAGCCUCCCUCUGUCCGUGCUUCUCCUGGCUGGAGCCAUGACUGAAGCUGGGCUGCUUCACCAGCUGUCUCCCAGCCCAGGUAACCUCAGCCUUGCUUCAGUGGGGUUCUGGGGAUCUUCAAGUGUAGCUCCUGGCCCCCAGGUUGUGGUGGGAUGGAUCCUCAUCGCCCUGCUGCUGGUCACACGUGUGCUGAGAGAACUUCAGGGUGCUUGUGUUUUUUGGGGUCUGUUCUUGAACCCACUGUACCCCCGGCAGGUGAGCAGCGUCCAGACCUUCAAGAGGCGGACCCGGGGUUUGCGGGCUGCUGGACUCACCCGGAGAGUUCUGCUCAACUUCGUGAGUCCGUUAGCCAUGAUUGCGUUUCUGGCCAUGGAUACGUCCUUGCACAAGCUACACACUGCAUCAUUGGCUAUUGGCUUCACACGAGCCUUCAGAUCGGUGUGGCAGAACAGUGAGGAUGCCCUGCUGCAGAUGGUGGUGGUGGUGAUCGUGAAGCUGGCAGAUGGAGAUGGUACCGCACACCAGUGGCAUGAGCUGGGCACUGGAGUACAGCUUAUAGUGGUGUCUCUGAUUUCUGACCGUCUCUCUCAGUUCUUGGCGAAGAUGAAGUUUGCGCUGACUGUCCUCAUCACAUCAUGGACAGAGACCAAGCAGCGCCGUCAGUCUGCGGGGGCUCUGUUGGCGCUGAACGGGGCACUGUGCCCGCUGCUGCUGGCCGUGGUGCUCCUUUCCGCCUUGCUGGCUGCCCCCCUGCUGCCACUCUUUACUCUGCCCGUAUUUUUGGUGGGUUUUCCUCGGCCGCAGCGCUCGUGGCCUGAAACGCCUGGAACGUCGUGCCCAUGCCCUGAUUCUGUCUACUACCAGCAGCUCAGUGCCAGGCUAGCAUCGGCGCUGAAACACGCACUCGCUAACGGAGUACUGGGUUCUGCUGGACCUGGUUCUCAUUUCCUUGGCCGGUUCCAGGACAGAGUGGCCUGGAUCACUGUUCUGGAGAGAGGUUAUGGCUACUGCACAGUUAACAUUAAGGGUUUGGAGCUGCAGGAGACGUCCUGUCACACAGUGGAGGCCAGACGAGUGGACGAGGUGUUUGAAGGUGCAUUUGAUCGACUUGAACGUCCAGGUCGUUUCCUGCGUUUCCUGAACGCGCACUGGGAGAACUCCCUCACGCCCUGCUCUGCCCUGCCUGUCCGGGUCUACUCUGAUGCCCGGAAUGUUUUGACGGGCAUAAUCGACUCGCCCGACCACUUGUGCCACCUCCGCUCAGACUUUCUGAAGACCCUGCUGUGGAUUUUGCUGCGCCAAUGUCUCCAGGACAAGGCCUACAGCAUCCGCAGGGCCAAAGGCCACUCCCUGCAGGCUUCUGGACGCAAGUCUCAAAACUCCCAGCAUCCUGAGCCUCCUGGCCCGGGUGACGUGAAAAUGCCUGUGGCCUCUCAGGGGCAUCCUGACUCCUCAUCUUCUCCUAAUCUGAGGGGACGGGACAGCUCCAGCUUGUCCUCAUUUGCUGAUUGGUCGGACGAGGACGACCUUUUUGGACCUGUUCCAGCAAGAAAGCCGGUUAAGAUGAUAAUGGUGCGGACAGAACAGAGUCAGACUGGGCUAGAGCCUGGCUUCUCUCUGCCCGGUUCUGCAGAAAUACACAGUCUGUAUGAGAACAUGGCACUGGCGUCUCUGCCCACGCUGAGGCCGCUGGGAUUGGGCCUCGGCAUGGGACUCGGCCUGCCUGCAACGGACAAAGGCAGGGAGAACCAAAUCCCUACUGUAACCACUAACAUCACCACCACCACGUUUAUAGAUCCCACCCAGCCCCUCAACUUCUCCUGCCCACACUCAGAGAGCCUCUCCCUGCCCACAGCCUGGAUGAAUGCCCCCUUGCCCCCCUCCAGGCUCCAAGCCCUUCGUCCCUGCUUCCCUGAGGAGUGGUUCCAUUUCUGCCUGUCCCGGAUGGUCAUGCAAGGCUUCUGGGAGGGGGAACCUGAACAGGUGUGUAGGGCUCUGCAGGAGGACCAGGUUCUGAGGGGGCUGUACAGCCAGGUGGCGCUGUCGUGUUUGGUGGCGCUGGGAGCGGACGCUGCGGUGCCCAGCCCCAGCCUGCUGUUCAGGGUUUACUGUGGCGACGCCCCGUUAUCCGACGGACUCGACUGGCUUAGAGCCAAUAAAGAGCUGCAUCAGCUCACCCUCAGGGCUUUUAGGUACAGUGUUAAGUUGCUAAUAGACCAGGCAUCUCUUGGCCCAGUGGAGAGUCUGGAGGAGCUGUACACGACUCUACAGGAUUACCACAAUGACUGGUUCAUCGGUCUGGUGACAGAGCGCGGCUGGCACGACAGCGUUGUCCAGGAGAAGCCUUUCCUCUUCUCUCUCGGACAGGAUCUCACCAUGGGUACGUAUACGGGCCGCGUGCUGUCCCUGCAGGAGAACCUGGUGCAGGUCGGUGUCCUGAACGAGGAGUGUGUUCGGGGUCAGUGGGCAAAUCUGUCCUGGGAGCUGCUCUACGCCACAAACGAUGAUGAGGAACGCUACAGCAUCCAGGCUCACCCCGUAAUGCUGAGGAACCUCACUGUGCAGGCGGCCGACCCCCCACUGGGGUACCCCAUCUAUUCCUCCGCACCCAUCCAUGUCGCCUGCUUAUGAUACACACUCACCCCCCUCCCACCCCUGCACCCUAUCACACCCUCCCACACUACAUCAAUCCUGAUCGGUUAGAUAUAGGAUUAUUUCUAUUGGACCGCCCCUUUUUUGCAUUAGGUUAUAUGGCCACCUGAGAAUUUCUGCUUAAUGGGACAGACCCAGAUUAAAUAUGAGGAAACACAUUUUAAAACAGUAGGAAAUACACAGUCAAGUCACAGCAUAAUAAUGACCACCUUUUUGCAAUUGCACAUACUGUGCAUGUAUGUGCUCUUUGUAGCUCUGUAGCCACAGACUGUAGUUCUGUUUCUGUUUCUCUGCGUACUUUACAGACCUGCAUUUUGCUGAACAGGUACGCAUUUUGACCUCUUAGUAUGCUUGUACGGUUCUAUUCUUAACUAUCUCACGUUUCUUUAGUUGGUACGCAUUUUGACCUUCUAGUACGCUUGUACGGUUCUGUCCUAAACUAUGUCACAAUUCUCUAGUUUUACUGAAGUUGUUGUUGAAGUUGAUUGAGUCAUAGAGAUCUGUGCAUAAGCAGAGUGCUUUCUGCCAAUUAGAGCACUUUAUUUUUAUACAAUAACCCUGCCAUUUAAGGUUAUUUCACAGUUGGCAGGUCUGACUUUAUUAUCCUCCUUUCGACCUGUUAUUCAGGGUCCCCACAGGACCACCACAGAGCAGUUAUUAUUUGGCUGGUGGGUCAUUUUUUUCAACAUAUAGCUGCUUCACCUUGUAGAUGCCAAGAAGUCAAAACCAGAAGCUCUGAAUCUGUUGCUGCACAAUUGGGUUUGUCAUCCUCAAGUAUUUCCUCAGUGAUCACAAGAGACUUUUGGCUCGAUAUUUCUGAUUGGUGGACUAUUCUCAGUCCAGCAGUGACACUAAAGUGUUUAAAAACUCCAGCAGCACUGCUGUGUCUGAGCCACUUACCACCACCAUGCCAGUACAGUCGCUGCAGUGCUGAGAAUGACCCACCACUCAAAUAAUAGCUGCUCUGUGGUGGUCCUGUGGGGUCCGGACCAUCGAAGAACAGGGUAAAAGGAAAAUAGUAAAGUACUGCAAUUUUCCCACUAUAAGGCACACAAUCAAUGAAAGUCUAUUUUCUGAAAGGCCAAAGAGCUAGCGUGGUUAGCAGGUAAUGCUAAUGCUGCUACAGCAGUGCUAGCCAGCCUUAGUUGCAGGCUACAGUUCGAUAUACUUCCCUCUGAACGGCUAAAGAGCAAGCGCUUAUCGCAGACAGCAGGUAAUGCUAAUGUUGCUACAGCAGUGCUAGCCUGGGUUAGAAGUAGGCUACAGUCUGGUAAUACUCACCUCUGAACAGGCAAAUAGCGGAUAUUGGCUAAUGCUAUUACUACUUAGAACCUGACUGGUGAAAUUCAUACAUAAGACUUUAAGAAUUAAGGCGCACUGAUGAUUUUUGGGAAAAUUAAAGGAUUUUAAGUGCACCUUAUAGUAUGAAAAAUACGGUGUGCAGAGAAACAGACACACAACUACAGUAAUUAUAGAACUACAAGGUGUCCAGUUUAUUGUGAAUUGACUGUGCAGUUUAAUAUUACAUUACAAAAUACUUGUUCACACAUAUAGACACUUUUCUUGGGAAAACCUGUUUUUUUUUUUUUUUUAGCUUUUAGUCACAAAUGUUUACGUGUGUGUUAAUAGUCUUUAACAUGUUAAGUUAUUGUAAACUGGCAAAAUCAACACCUUUUCUUAAAGCUAGGUGUCCCCAAACUUUUGAUGCUUCAGUGCCACCUGUGUCCCUCCACAUCUGACCCGGUCCAGCCUGGACAGCUCCAUCCAGGGGCCACAAGUGAUGCUCACACCCAUGUGGCCCUAAUGGGUUUAAAAGAAAACUCUAGCCAGUGCCUGUGUGUUCCUAUACACACACAUAUACACAGACACACACAAAACAAACUGGGGGUUCACACAGAGGCAGUCGUAAGGAAGGACUUCAAUAAGCAUCAUAACCCUGUGGGGUCUCAAGCUGGUCCAGUACUCACACAGACAUGUACUCUUUACAGCUACGAUGAACUGAAGGAGUGUUGGACAGACUGGACUGCUUGUCUUUGUGAGGACUUUUAAAGACAUUUUUUGUAAUUGGAAGUAUAAAAUAAAUCUGAAUGAUAUACUGCUA